AUGGCACACGCCUGGCCCCGCCUGACCAUCCUCUCCAUAUGCCAAGAGCACCUCCGGUCGGAGACGGACGGGGUCACUCUGGCUGCUCUGCGCGACCUCGUAGAGCAGCGCCCCGCGCUUACGGAACUCGACGUCGCGCUCGCACCCAUCAAGCGCGGCGACUGCGAAGAGGUCAUCGCGCGGCCUCUCCACACCAGGGCCGAGCGGGAUGGCCACAUCCUCGGACCGCUGCAGGAAUGCCGUCUCUGCACCAUCGGUAUCGGCGCACCCUGGCUGGAAAGGGAGGAUGUCGCGGCUGUAGCUGCGGCGCUGAACGCCAUCUUUCCUCACCUAACUGGCAUCAUUCAUGAUGGGGUCGGCCCAGUGCGCUCCAUAUGGUGGGGGAUGGAGAAGCGACUUGCCAUGUUUCGCAAGGUGCGGGAGCAGGAGCGGAAGUAUGCUCUAGGGCAAACCCGGUAUCAUACGUCUUAA
Trametes versicolor FP-101664 SS1 is the source of this 471-nucleotide messenger RNA. RefSeq lists its product as uncharacterized. The transcript has a single exon. NCBI's taxonomy places the organism in Eukaryota, Fungi, Basidiomycota, Agaricomycetes, Polyporales, Polyporaceae. Bases 1 to 471 code for a protein of 156 amino acids. The record is from RefSeq and is a predicted model, not a curated record.